AUCACAGCUCACCUUUUUAUUAUAUAUAAAUCACGCUCCUUUAACUCUUCCUUUACAAAAAACAUCUCUCUGAGUUUCCGAGUUGACUCGCUGAGUUGAAUCAAUCAUGACUUCCGAAGCUGUUGUUGAUGUCGUCGCGUCGGUACCGGAGAAGGCAACUAAAGCCUCGAAGCCUAAGAAAGCCGUGACGGUGAAGAAAGCCAAAUCGACCAGUUCUCAUCCUCCAUUCGCUGCGAUGAUUUCGGAAGCAAUUGUGUCUCUAAAGGAAAGAACUGGUUCAAGCCAACACGCUAUCACCAAAUUCAUCGAGGAGAAACACAAACAAUUGCCUGAUAGUUUCAAAAGGUUGGUUCUCUCAAACCUGAAAAAGCUUGUUGCCGCUGAAAAGCUCGUAAAGGUCAAGGGCUCCUUCAAGCUUCCAUCGGCCAAAUCCGCCUCUCAGAAAGUUUCUGCACCGACUAAGAAGCCCGCCGCUCCAAAAUCAAAGGCCGCUAAGCCGAAGUCUAAAGCAGCUGCGACCAAGCCAAAGGCCAAAGCCGCUGCCAAGCCAAAAGCAGCUGUUAAAGCCAAGGUUGUCGCAAAACCAAAAGCCGCUGCGAAACCAAAGCCUGUCAAAGCCGGAGCCCGAUCAUCGACUAGAAAGACGCCGUCAAAGGCAGCCAAGCCGGUGGCGAAGACAAAGAAAGCCGUCCCUGUGAAGAAGCCAAAAAGCGUUAAGAAGUCACCGGCGAAGAAAGCUAAGAAGUGAGAAUCGCCGUUAUUAAUGGUGGACAAUAGAAUUUGAAUAAUGUAAAUUAGUUAGUUAUUUGUGCUUAGUAAUAUUAAUAUAUAUUUAGUUUUUAAUUUUUGAUAUUA
Molecule: messenger RNA, 855 nt
Organism: Cannabis sativa
Lineage: Eukaryota; Viridiplantae; Streptophyta; Magnoliopsida; Rosales; Cannabaceae
Product: histone H1
Exons: 2
Coding region: 107-748 (213 amino acids)
Biological process (GO): chromosome condensation; negative regulation of DNA recombination; nucleosome assembly
Cellular component (GO): nucleus; nucleosome
Molecular function (GO): structural constituent of chromatin; nucleosomal DNA binding; double-stranded DNA binding
Source: RefSeq, a predicted model, not a curated record